CUACAAGCCUACAGAUUUCUGUAACUACUCCAAAAUUUCCAUAUUACCAUGAAGACGCAAUGUAUCAUACUGGUCGUAACUUCGUUAAUCCAAAUAUGCCAGCCUCAAGAUUAUGGUUAUAUAGAUGACAUUCCCAUAGAGAGUUACGAUCAUGGCGAUCAUCAAGAAAAUGAAAUGGAUUUAGAAUUAUUACCUGUGCGGCACGGGCGAUCGUUUUCUUUAGAUGAGGAUUCAGAAAAACAAUUUUUCAGGUCUAUGAAAUCAUUCGACGAUUUAGAUGAGUCCAGAAAUUUCGACUUCCAUCAAAACAAUCCAAGACAUUCAUUCCACCUCAGAGAGAGGAAUAAACGAAAUACUCCUUCAAGCUUAGGGUCAUCUAAAAAAAGCUCUUCACUGAUUGCACUCGUAAAAAGUCUGGGAAAGCCAUUGGAAAUUACUGCGUUGGAUACUAGGAAUUUAACUGAAAAAGAAGAUAAGGCUGAGAAUAGAAUGACGUCCGAGGAAAAUAAGGACUUAGAUGAUGUUGGUAUUAAUGAUUUUAUUAGAUUUCGAAGAUCCACUAACGAUAAUUCUGAAAUCAAAUCUAGAGAUUUAACAAAUGAACCUCAAAAAUCUAAUCCGCUAUCCGAGAAACUAUUCAUGGAAAUUCCAAGUGAGGAUUCAAAUAGGGAAGCUCGUGGUGCCAUUAAAGAACAUUGGGCAAAACAAGUGUAUCCUGUAAGGAAAAGUGAUGAACUUACAUUCGAUGACAGUUUUCCUUUAUCAAGUGAAAAUGCGAGAACACCCCGGGUACAUUUUGUCACUCAAAAAUUCGCUGAUAAUAGACUUGCUCCAUCUGAUAGAAGUGAUAGAUCUUAUGACAGAGAACCUCGAUCUAGGCAGUUAGACGAGCCUCCAAGGGAGUUGACGAAGGAAUUUGAAAGGGAUAUUGAAAGACAAAAUCCAUACAAUGAAAGAAUAUUUAGGUCGUUUAGUCAACCUAGAAGCAUCCCACCGAUUUUUAGAGACGACUUGUAUCCUAGAUAUGAUUUACAUAAUUACAGAGGAGAUGUUUAUCGUCCACGAUAUGAAAAUUAUGAGAGAACCAGAAACGAUUACAGUUUUUCAGGACAAAAGCCCCAAAAACGUAUAAUUUAUUACGCCACCCUGCCCGAAAUAUCCCGAAGUCCCCCAAAUCUAGAUUUGAGGGACCGCUACAGAUACGAUCGUGACAGGUACGAUGACAGAUACUUAAGUGACCCGUAUAGAUUUAGGAAAACUUAUCCCAAGUUACGAUAUGAAGAUGAAGGUAAAAGUCCUUAUCCAGUCAAAGUAUUGACCGAUGUGAAUGUAAGGGAAGUUAAGAAAAAUCCCGAAAGAAGGAUUUAUUCUAAAGUCGAUAGGACCAGAUAUGCAUACAAUACUCCACCCUAUCGAGCAGCUGAUGGGUAAAAUAUAGGACUUUAUAAAAGUUUUUGGAAAAAAGGACAUUAAGUAGGGAACGUAUUUUUGGUUAAAUUUAAGCUUUAAGAGAGGAACUUAUCAACUCAUUAUGGGGAUAUUAUUUAUUUUCCAUUACUAACUAAUAAACUAUCUUUAAUUGUAUAUUUUCUAUGUGCUUAAUAAAAGGAAUUCUCGUUUUUUUUCCAUUUGUUUUAGGAAUUACCUUAGUACCUACUUAGUUAAGUUUCAUAUUCCAAUAAUAUAAAAGAUGUUCGAAGGUUUUCUUAUUCUUAUUGAAGAAUCAUUUUGUUAAGAAUAAAAUUAUUUGAGUACAA
Molecule: messenger RNA, 1757 nt
Organism: Ceutorhynchus assimilis (cabbage seed weevil)
Lineage: Eukaryota; Metazoa; Arthropoda; Insecta; Coleoptera; Curculionidae
Source: the annotation of a GenBank genome assembly